UUUACUGUUAUAGUUUAUGAAUAUUUACUUAAACAUCAUUUUUGCUCAAUUUUUCAUUCAAUGCAUCAUUUGUAACAUUUCUUUUAGUUUGAUUCGAAAAAACAAUACUCCAUCCAAACAUGGGUCUGAAAAAAUUUGCAGACCCUCACUCACAUAAUCAUUCGCGAUCUUUUUGUCUUUUAAAUCGCAUUUGGCGUCGUAAAUUUUUGCUCAUAUCAAUCCUAUUGAUAUUUUUGAUUAUUACAAUCAGUCUUACAAAUUCACGAUUAAAUGCAUUUUCAUCUCUAUUCUCACCGAGUCACAAGUUUCAUUCUAAUCAACAACAGCAGCAAGGUCAGUUUUUGACCGAUUCCAAUAAAGUUAUUAGCAAUAUUCUCAGUGGCGAUAAAGAGAAUUCACAAUUCAUUCAUUAUGAUAAAAACUUCAUGUCAAAUAGACAUAUGACAAUUGACAAUGACAAUUUACACAGACAAUCCGCAGUAUAUAUACAUCCACCUGGUGAUGAUAAUACACGAAAAUCUUAUAUACCGAAAAAUCGUUUCGUACAUUUAGAUCUGAAAGGUGCACCUCCAAAAGUGGAAUAUUUACAAAAAUUAUUUCCGUUUUUGAGACGAGCCGGUGCUAAUGGAAUCCUUUUGGAAUAUGAGGAUACAUUUCCAUAUGAUGGUAAAUUUUUACAUCAUGCGGUGGCUGAUAAUGCUUAUUCUUCAUCGGAAAUUGAAGAUAUAAAACGUUCAGCAAAAGAAAAUAGCCUCGAAAUUAUCCCAUUAGUUCAAACCUUGGGACAUUUAGAAUUUUUUCUUAAGCUUGAAAAUUAUCGCCAUUUGAGAGAAAUGGACGAAUUUCCGCAAGCUGUUUGCCCAAGUCGAAAUGAAACUUAUGAGUUAUUAACGGCCAUGAUCGAUCAAAUAAUGAUCGCACAUCCUGAUUCAAAAUGGCUACAUAUUGGCUGUGAUGAAGUAUAUCAAAUUGGUAUUUGUGAUCUAUGUAAACACAAGGAUCGUGAUGAAUUAUUUCUUAAUCAUGUCAAGAGAAUCGCAACUUAUGUAAAAGAAAAAUAUAAUGUGACAUCCAUCAUUUGGGAUGAUAUGUUGCGACAGUUUUCACCCGAUUUUGUCAAAUCCUAUGAUCUGGCAGAGAUUGGAGUUGAACUAAUGAUUUGGACUUAUGUUGAUGACAUUUAUCGUUUUAUUCCUACUCAAAAUUGGAUGUUUUAUGCCGAAUCUUUUCAAAAAAUUUGGGGAGCUAGUGCCUUUAAAGGAGCUUUUGGCGAAACAUUGACUCUUCCUAAUAUAAAAAUGCAUUUGGAUAAUAAUAUCGCCUGGCUGCAAGCAUUAGAUGAACAAGCACGUAAUUUUAAGGAAAUUCGUGGUCUUGUUAUUACCGGUUGGCAACGUUAUGAUCAUUUGGCUACACUUUGUGAACUUUUGCCUUCUGGUCUUCCAUCGUUGAUCCUCGAUCUUUUGACUGCCACUAAUGGAAAAUAUGAAUCAAGAUUGUUGGAAAAAUUUCAUCAUCUUAUGAAUUGUCCUGAUCACAUUGCUAAUGCCUAUAAUACGAUGGGCAUACGAUUAUUCACACAGGAACCAACUUUUUCUCAUCUCACUGAUUGUGAUUUUCCCGGAUCAAAAGUAUUUCGACUUAUGCAAGAAUUUGAAAUUAUUAAUAAACGUGUUGAUGAUUAUCUUUAUGAUGUAACUAAGCAUAAAGCAUGGCUUACGGAUUAUAAUUUCAGACACAAUAUAACAAAUCCGUGGCGAAUCAGAGAAGGUCUACAAGAUUAUGACAGUGUCAUGGAGGAACUAAAAUCUUUAGUCAAAGUGGCAAUCAGAGCUUUAGGCGAAAUUUAUGAUGAAUCAACUGUAUAUGAAUGGAUUGAAGAAAAACUUUAUCCACAAUUAUUACGAAUGGAAAAGUUUCAUAAUAAAACAAUGAAAAUUCAAAAACUUCGCGUUUGGCCACGAAGACCAAUUAAACCUGCUGUUGGUUUGCAACGUUUUAUUGAUAAAAUAAAUGACUACGAGUGAGAAUUGAUUGACAUUUCAUCACCUUUC
Molecule: messenger RNA, 2054 nt
Organism: Dermatophagoides pteronyssinus (European house dust mite)
Lineage: Eukaryota; Metazoa; Arthropoda; Arachnida; Sarcoptiformes; Pyroglyphidae
Product: hexosaminidase D
Biological process (GO): carbohydrate metabolic process
Molecular function (GO): hexosaminidase activity
Source: RefSeq, a predicted model, not a curated record